CUGACGAGCGCGCGUCGUUACGCUCAGCGCUCGUUUUCGCUCAGUACGCCCUGGGUUCCCGUGGAUGCCGAGUGUCUGGAACACUAUGGUCUUUCUUAUAUUUUCAUUUCAUUACAUGUGAGGACGUUCGAUCCUCGGCCAUAUGCAGGCGCUAUCUAAGAUUCUUGGAUACGAAGGCCUGUAUAUCUUCGAUAGGAAAAGAUCAAGAGGAAGGUACCUCGAAUGGUCUUUGGCGAGCUUGCGAGCACCCCGUAUUUUAUGCAAGACCGAGCAUUUUCAGAUUUUAAAUAAAUCUAGCAUGGCGGAAAAAAUUGCGCGAGCAUGCGAGCAUUAGCCGAAAACUGCGAGCACAUCGAAAUUUCGGGGGACCAUUCGGGGGCCCUAGAGGGGGAGGGCUAUGUACGUCUGCAAAACCCGUUUCCAAUUCCGCCUCUCAUAGAUAGAUGGCUAGGUAGCAAAGCCUCCUGCCUAGAGAAAUCGCAUUUCCGAUUGAUAUAUUAUCUUUCGUCUUUUGUCGUCGUCGGACGAAGCUUUUUCGCCUAAGGAUGGAUUUACAGCAGCUAAGAACCCCUGCCUUUCUAGUUGAUAUCACACAACUCAAGAAAAACUGUGCUGCAAUGAUCGACCGCUGUAGGAUGUUGGGAAUCACCUUACGUCCACACAUGAAAACACACAAGACUUUAGAGGCAGCAAGAUACAUGACAGAUGGUGGCAAUAUGGGCAUAGUUGUUUCCACUCUUUCAGAAGCAGAAUUCUAUGCAGCAGGUGGCUAUCACGAUAUAACUUAUGGUUAUCUUAUCACGACAGACAAACUUCCACAAGCCUCAGAACUCACUAGAAAGCUUAAACACUUCUAUGUGUUUGUGGACAGUUACCCAACUCUUAAAGCUCUUGGCAGCUACAAACUGGCUGAUGGGAAAAAGUGGGAAGUGCUACUUGCUGUUGAUGCCAGAAGUAACAGAGAGGGCAUUAUGUAUGAUGACCGAGAGCUGAUUUCACUAGCCAAAGCCAUUGCAAAUGAGGCAAAUGUGACAUUUUGUGGACUCUACACACAUUGUGGGAAUUCAUAUUAUGUACAGGGAGAACAGGCCAUAAAACACAGUGGUCAGAUUACAUUAGACAGGAUGAUAAAUGUCAGAAACAGGUUAAGUGCAGAAGGGAUACAAUGUAAAAUAACUGGUAUUGGCUCUACACCAAAUUGCUCAGUACCAAUAUCAGAUUACCAAGGCUUGACAGAGUUCCAUCCUGGAAAUUACGUAUUCUAUGAUUACCAACAAAUGUGCAUUGGCUCAUGCAAGUUGAGCGAUAUUUGUGUGCGAGUUCUGACACGAGUGAUCGGUCACUAUCCCUUAAAAGGUCACUUCCUGAUAGACUGUGGGUUUACUGGCAUUAGUCAUGAUGGUAUGCGACGGCUGCCACAGAAUGACUUUUGUCUAGUUGAUGGCCAUCCAGAGCUCAAGUUGGUUGCCAUGACUCAGGAGAUUGCCACUGUUCGGUCAAGCAAUGAGAGUGAAGCUCUUGACUUUGAGAAAUAUCCAAUUGGCUCAUUUUUGGAAAUAAUUCCUUAUCACGCAUGUGCGACUGCUUAUAUGCACCACAAAUACUUCAUCCGAGAGAAUGGGAAGAUUGUGGACGAGUGGAUACCUCACCACCAAGGCUGGUAGAGUAAAA
Nematostella vectensis (starlet sea anemone) is the source of this 1671-nucleotide messenger RNA. RefSeq names its product D-threo-3-hydroxyaspartate dehydratase. NCBI's taxonomy places the organism in Eukaryota, Metazoa, Cnidaria, Anthozoa, Actiniaria, Edwardsiidae. Gene Ontology annotation, biological process: D-serine catabolic process. The record is from RefSeq and is a predicted model, not a curated record. Gene Ontology annotation, molecular function: D-serine ammonia-lyase activity. Bases 546 to 1664 code for a protein of 372 amino acids. The transcript has 7 exons.